Messenger RNA from Aplosporella prunicola CBS 121167, 678 nucleotides. RefSeq lists its product as uncharacterized. Bases 1 to 678 code for a protein of 225 amino acids. The transcript has 2 exons. The record is from RefSeq and is a predicted model, not a curated record. Lineage: Eukaryota; Fungi; Ascomycota; Dothideomycetes; Botryosphaeriales; Aplosporellaceae. Gene Ontology annotation, cellular component: nucleus.
AUGUCGCAUCACUGCCACGAUGAGCAUGAUCACUCGGGCCACGACCACUCGCACGGCGCACACGACCACAGCGACGACCUCACCCCCGCAAUACAGUCCCUUCUGUACGAACAGGUUGAUUUCGGCGCCGUCAACACCCUGAACGAAGCGGAGCCGCGCUCAGGCGCCUCCAUAUUGCAGAAAACAUAUGCGCAGCGCCUCGACCCGGAGCCAGAGCUGCAGAGCGACGCGGACGAGCAGCUGCUCAUGUUUGUGCCCUUCACCGGCCAAGUCCGCCUCCACAGCAUCCUCCUCCGCACGUCCGACUCUGCCAGCGCGCCGAAGACGCUCAAGCUGUACCUGAACCGCGAUGACCUCGACUUCGGCACGGCAUCCGACCUGCAGCCGACGCAGCAGCUGGACCUCGCGCAAACCAACGACCUACAAGAGCAUCCGGUCAAACGCGCCUUGUUCAACACGACGCGAUCCUUGACGCUAUUCUUCGAGGACAAUUUCGGCGACGGCGACGAGGACGUCACAAGAGUUAGUUAUGUCGCGUUCAAGGGUGAGUAUAUGCGCUUGAACCGUGAGCCCGUGAACUUCCUCUAUGAGGCGGCGGCGAAUCCCUCGGACCACAAGGUCAAGGGCACGACAGGGCUGGGAAUGGGUAGUGGUGUUGGUGGAAGAGACGGGCUGUGA